UACGUUUUCUUGAGGAGCGCUCUUGGCGAUCGAAAGGGGAGCGCAGUUGGCAACCCGCGGAGGUAUGGAACUAGAAGAAGAGCAGACGAUACAGAGAGAAAGCGUGUCGGCGAAAGUGAGAGGUCGUCCUUGCGUGUCAAGACCAUGUUCAAAUCAUCGCCCACGGCACUCCAUCACCUGGUUCCCGUAGUCCUCUCCAUCGCAGUCCUCAUCCCCUCUUCCCAAGGUGGCCAGUGUUGGAGUAUGAUGAGCCGGCCAGAAAGGUGUACCGAAAGCCUUCGGACCAAUGUGACGCGAGAAGAAUGUUGCAGUGAUGGCAGUGCAACGACUGCCUGGAGUCCUAAAGAUUUAACAUCGGGAGAUCUUUUCUUCUGGAUGUCUCUUGGUGGAGGAGUCACGUGCAAAGCUUGCAAAGUGUCGUGUGAAGGCGUAAGGUGUGGCAAAGGAAUGCGGUGCAUCCUUCGCAAGCAGAGACCCGCUUGCGUUUGUUCACCAGCCUGCUCGCGCAAAAAGAGACAAAUGGGAGAGGUGUGCGGAUCGGACGGAAGAACUUACAAGCAUAUGUGCAGGCUACUAAAGCGUCAGUGCCGAAAAAACAAACAACUCACCAUCGAGUACUUCGGGAAAUGUCAAAAAACCUGUGAUAAAGUUCACUGUGCGGGGCGCAAGACUUGUCUUCUGGAUCAAGUUCUACGGCCUCACUGUGUUCGCUGUCAAGGAUACUGUCCCCGGGGCUCUAUUGGAGAGUAUGUUUGUGGCGCCGACAAUGUCACGUACAGUAGCUCGUGUCACAUUCGUCAAGCUGCAUGCGCCAAGGGGAAAGCUGUACCACUAGCUUACAGAGGAAAAUGCAAAGCUGGUGCGUCUUGUGAAAAUAUUCGAUGCCGCAAAGGUCAAAGUUGUUUGAUUGACCCCAAAGGAGGACCGCCUCGUUGCGUGACCUGUCCAAAUCAAUGCAAUGUUCCGAAAACUACGAUGCUCUGUGCCAACAACAAUUACACAUAUUCUACUUGGUGCCAUAUGAUACAAGAUGCUUGCAAGCAUGGUAUAUUGUUGGAACCGAAGUAUGAGGGACCCUGUGAAGAAACUACAUCUCAGCAAACAAAUGUAAUCCCUAUAAACGUGUUUGAUUCCCAAGACCAUCUAUAGUUGUGCAAAUGACUCUUCGUUCAUUUCCAACUUUUCACCUGCCUUGAUGUGGCGCGUCUUGAUAUUUGAAUAACAUCACAUUCCUACGACAGAGAGCCCUCUAGUGGUCUAAAUAGAAACAAUCUGUGCAAAGUUAUUUACUGGAAUUGUUUUACUUCAGGAGUAUUUCCUUUGCAAGAUCUUUUUUAGCAGGUUUUUUUUAAGUGGUCACUAGUAGUGUAUUUGUUGCAUGGGCUCACAUACGACAGUUACGAGAUCUCAGUUCCUUUCAUUUUUUUUUUAUUUGUACUGGAGAAUCAGUAUUGAAUUGUAAAGGUUGCUGUGACUCUUAGGCUAUCAGUUAAAAAAAGACAGUCAAAGAAAUUAUCAAGAACAACUAUUUAAAAGGUAAUGUUAACACUUUAACUGUCAUGACUAACGCCUGUGGGUACUACCUGUAUAAUGAAAUUACCUUUUCCCUUAACUAUGGUAGAAGAGUGAUCACCUAAUAUGCACUAGGUGUAAAUCACAUGCGUGAGUCAAAAUGUGUCAGUGGCAGACAUAGAAACAACCGAUAGCUCAUGCCACGCAAUACCUUGAACUAAUUUUUUAAGCUCACUUGAUUAUCGCUGAAGAUUCAGUGUUAGUUAAUUAACCACGGUUUGACUACACUUUUGAUUUAGGUCAAAACAAAUACGCAAGCGCUAAUUAGAAAACUAAAUGUUCCUAGAAAAUAGAUAUAACGCGUGCGAAGUUGUUAAUGUAGUUUUAAAAAAAUGUUUUUUCCUUCUCUGUGUAUUUUAAUUCUUUUAGAUAUUCCACUUGUGUGGUCAAACUAUGGAAUGAAAUAUCACUAAUCUUGAAAAUAUAGGGAAAUGCGAUACAGCUAUAUAUCCUAAGGAAGACUGCAGUUCAGCCAUUUGAAUCAUUUUUAUAGUAUAGAUUUAAUAAUUCUUACUAAUUAAUUUAUUAACUAUUUAAAGAUAUUUCAUCUUUUUAUUGGCUGUCUGUAAAUCAUUAUUACUCGCGGAAUUGUGGGUGUUAAAAAAAGUUUUAGGAACGAAAUUGAAUGAAAAAAAAAAAGAAUUUUUUUGUCCAUUGAAAUUUUUAAUAAAAAGUGCGAAAAAUCGUUAUUUUUCAAAAAAUUUAGUGAUCAAUAAAUUUUUACUUUUUAAAGAAUUUUAAAUUAUAAGUUUUUCCUCUCGAUGUGAAAUGGUUUAAUCAAAGGAAUUUUAAAAAAGAAACGUUAGCUUGAAUGUUAGUUUUGAUUUAUUAGUUACUACAAAUAUUUCUGUAAAUCGCAGUAAGUAUUUCUGCUAUUCAUUCGCCUUUUUUAUAUCAUUUCCCGAAAAAAGAAAACUUUUGAGAUCAGUUUUUAAAAUGAGAAGAAAUCCGCUGGCGGUCGACUCUUCAUAUGGGAUAUUUAUUCUGAAUUUUUCUUCAGUGCUGUUCUGUGUCUAGCCAAUAAAGUAAACCUUCCACAGAGACAGCAUGGCAACCUUUACUUUGAUGUUAUACUGAUGUAGUGGCUGUUUGUGUUGUGUACGAAUGAUAGGACUUUUGCUAUUUGUCGCUACGAAACGGGUAUCACGAGUAUCAUUUGAAUAUUUAAUUAUCAUUGAAACUGUAAAGCAUUUUUUUGAAUUUAUGUGCAAGUUUCAUUCGUAUGAUAUGUAUCUCAUUCUGAUUGUAAAUUACAUUUUAUAUACAACAUGGAUCGUACAAGGAAGAAGGUUUCUUACGUUAUUAUUAUUGUUUCGAUCUUACAUUCACAAUGUAAAAAGUUUUAAAAACAGAAACUCGUUCCUGGAAUUCCCAGAUAUUGUUUCUGUUUUAUUGUAAUGGAAAUCUUACUCUUACUUUUUAAGCAAAAUAUAAAAGUUAUCUUUUUCUCUUGUUUGAACUAUAUGUGUUGCAUAUUUUUAUAAAUUGUACUGAUAAGUAUAGGUGUAAUAUAACAAAAUAUUUAUGUGUAUUGUUUUUUAUGUAAAUCAUAUUUCAUUGAUUUUUUUUUUUUUGCAUAUGGAUUAAAGAAAAU
Argiope bruennichi is the source of this 3166-nucleotide messenger RNA. It is a transcript of the gene Fs, whose product is annotated as follistatin-like. The transcript is spliced from 6 exons. The coding region runs from base 145 to 1149 and encodes 334 amino acids. Gene Ontology annotation, molecular function: extracellular matrix binding; calcium ion binding; collagen binding. Lineage: Eukaryota; Metazoa; Arthropoda; Arachnida; Araneae; Araneidae. The record is from RefSeq and is a predicted model, not a curated record. Gene Ontology annotation, biological process: anatomical structure development.